Molecule: messenger RNA, 675 nt
Organism: Vigna radiata var. radiata (mung bean)
Lineage: Eukaryota; Viridiplantae; Streptophyta; Magnoliopsida; Fabales; Fabaceae
Exons: 2
Coding region: 129-392 (87 amino acids)
Source: RefSeq, a predicted model, not a curated record
CUGAACGAAACGAAACCUUGGUUCCUCUCUCUUGUCCUCACAACUUCGUGCGUCGAUCCCAAAGAGAGAGAGUGAGCGAGUGAGUAGGGUUUCAAAUUUUCAGCCAGACCAAAUCGGAAUCGGAAGAAAUGGGCGGUGGAGGCGGCGAUCACGGCCAUGGAAACGGCGAUUUCAGGACCAAGGUGUGGAGUAUGACCGGUGGCCCUUACUGUCGUCCCAAACACUGGAAGCGAAACACUGCCAUUGCCAUGUUCGGCGUCGUCCUCGUCUGCAUCCCCAUCGCCAUGAAAUCCGCUGAACUUGAGCAACGACCGCAUCAUCCAGUUCGCCCCAUCCCUUCUCAACUCUGGUGCAAGAACUUUGGAACUAAAGAUUAUGAACAAUCGGAAUAAAAAUUGCAUCACUGGUGUGGGAGGCCACAUCAUGUCAAGCAGACAUUAUUUGUUAAAGCUCUAAGAAUAUGAACAGCCUUAAAGAGUUGCUGUUGUUGAUGUUAUCCAAGACUUUGAUCUAGGAUCAAGUAGUGACAUAUUUUUAUUUUUUGGCUAUAUUUGAUGGACAUCCAUUUUAGAAAUGAUGAAAUUAAAUAAGUGCUAUUUUCUGAAGUUUUGAUUCCAGAGCCUGUUGAAACCGAUAUUACUUGUUACUUUAAUAAUUGCAAUUGUGCUUUUAUCA